Paramuricea clavata is the source of this 3134-nucleotide messenger RNA. The record is from the annotation of a GenBank genome assembly. NCBI's taxonomy places the organism in Eukaryota, Metazoa, Cnidaria, Anthozoa, Malacalcyonacea, Plexauridae.
AUGAAUGCAAGACAGACAACGACCACCGAAACGAUAAUGCAUAACUUUAUGUGUCUGUAUUCCGUAGAUACAAACGAGUGUGCACCAGUUUCACCUUGCCAUGCGAAUGCAACUUGUAAUAACACAGAUGGAUCUUACAUCUGUACAUGUGAUCCUGGCUACGGUGGUGAUGGACUUAUAUGCAAUGGUAAGUAAUGCAGAACGUAAAUAUUGGAGUAGCAACGACCGCGAAAAUGAUCUGUAGGCUAAAUAACACAUAAUUUUAUCUUUCUGUAAUACGUAGAUACAAACGAAUGUCUACUAGAUACAGCUUGCCAUGGGAAUGCAACAUGUAAUAACACUGAAGGAUCUUACCGCUGCACAUGUAAUUCUGGAUACAGUGGUGAUGGAUUUACGUGCAAUGGUAAAACAUUAACGCACAACAUGAAUAUAUAAGAGUAGCAACGAUCACCACCAAAAUCUCCAAAUAAUGCAUAUUAAUGACUUUAUAUUCCUGUACUACUUUAAUGUAGAUACAAACGAAUGUCUGCCAGAUUCACCUUGCCAUUCGAAUGCAACUUGUAAUAACGCAGAAGGAUCUUUCAUCUGCACAUGUGAUUCUGGAUACAGCGGUGAUGGAUUUACAUGCAAUGGUAAAACAUUAAUGCGCAACAUGAAUCUUGGAGUAGCAUCGACCGCAAAACCGAUCUCUAAAUAGGGCAUAACUUUAUGUUUCUGUAUAUACUUAGAUACAAACGAAUGUCUACCAGUUUCACCUUGCCAUGGGAAUGCAACAUGUAAUAACACAGAAGGAUCUUACAUCUGUACAUGUGAUCCUGGCUACGCUGGUGAUGGGCUUAUGUGCAAUGGUAAGUAAUGCACUAGAUGAAUAUAAGAGUAGGAGCGACCACGACAAAAGUCUCUAAAUAAUCCAUAACGUCGUGUUUGUACCUUACUUAGAUACAAACGAAUGUCUACCAGUUUCACCUUGCCAUGCAAAUGCUACAUGUAAUAACACUGAAGGAUCUUUCGUCUGUACCUGCGAUUCUGGAUUCAGUGGUGAUGGAUAUACAUGCAAUGGUAAGUAAUGGAAAAUUUAUGGAACAAUUGCUGUGUAGAUGCGCUAAGAAAUAAGAGUAAGAGACCGCUUUUGGCGUCGCGAUCGGGGAAUCGGUUAUGUGGAUAAAGAACUCCUGUUACAAUACUUGUUAUGUUGAAUACAUUUAACCCAAUAAACUCUUUACGGCCUUAUGUUUCAUCCUGCGGGGAAAAUACAAGGCCCGCACUGAAAGCCCUAAGAUAAUGCAGGUCCCUAGGGCUCCUCUGGGGAUAAAUGUCGCCAGAGCGUAUGCCAGAUUUGGAGCGACCUCUGUCUGACCUUAUAUUAACCUGAACCCAAGGUUAAGGGUUCGUAGACAGUUGCUAUAACUUGACUAAUUAUAUUUACAUUAAAUGAGUCUAUGGGCAUGAAGGUAACAUUUGGGAACGCUCCUUCAACUAGUCUGUGCCUUUUAGUAUAUAGUAUAUAGUAUGAUAUAGUAAAUUGGUCACGGUUACAGUCUACUCCAGUGAUAGUGUUAUCUCCAAUAAUAGUGGGCUCCCAUAAUAGUCAUCUCCAAUAAUACUUUUGUUCAGCGAUAGUAUUCGCCAUAAGUGUUUUCUGUUAUCCCUUUCGACAAUUGGUUGGGUGGGUGGGAAACUGUUACAGCAGCUUGGAAUAUUAUUUUUUCUAGAUUUUUAAAAUAAGUGAUCUCUUUCAGACAAGUUAACUUUUUUGAUGCCAUCAAAGAUAUAUUGCGAUUGGGGAAAGAUGUUUAGUCAUCAAAUGUGCACGUGUACGCUUUGGCAACAUCAGGAAAACCUUUGAUAUUUUAGGAGGAAUGAUAGCUGUGGACCUGUUACCUUUGUACCGAAUACGAAAUAUUCAAAACCGAAUAUAUAUAUAUAUAUAUAUAUAUAUAUAUAUAUAUAUAUAUAUAUAUAUAUAUAUAUAUAUAUAUAUAUAUAUAUAUAUAUAUAUAUAUAUAUAUAUAUAUAUAUAUAUAUAUAUAUAUAUAUAUAUAUAUAUAUAUAUAUAUAUAUAUAUAUAGCUUCAUGUAUCUUCUUCCAUAGAUACAAACGAAUGUCUACCAGAUUCCCCUUGCCAUGCGAAUGCAACUUGUAAUAACACAGAUGGAUCCUACAUCUGCACGUGUGAUUCUGGAUACAGUGGAGAUGGAAAUACGUGCUAUGGUAAAAAAUUUAUGCACAACAUCAAUAUAAGACAAGCAACGACCAACAAAAGCAUCUAUAAAUUACGCAUAACUUUACGCUUCUGUAUCACUUAGAUAUAACAAACGAAUGUGUACCAGUUUCACCUUGCCAUGUGAAUGCAACAUGUAAUAACACAGAAGAAUCUUACAUCUGCACAUGUGAUUCUGGAUACAGUGGUGAUGGACUUACAUGCAAUGGUAAAAAUCUAUGCACGACAUGAAUGCAAGACAGAAAACGACCACCGAAACGAUAAUGCAUAACUUUAUGUGUCUGUAUUCCGUAGAUACAAACGAAUGUGUACCAGUUUCACCUUGCCAUGCGAAUGCAACUUGUAAUAACACAGAUGGAUCUUACAUCUGUACAUGUGAUCCUGGCUACGGUGGUGAUGGACUUACAUGCAAUGGUAAGUAAUGCAGAACGUGUAUAUUGGAGUAUCAACGACCGCGAAAAUUAUCUGUGCGCUAAAUAACGCAUAAUUUUAUCUUUCUGCAAUACGUAGAUACAAACGAAUGUCUACCAGAUUCACCUUGCCAUGCCAAUGCAACAUGUAAUAACACAGAAGGAUCUUACCUCUGCACUUGUGAUUCUGGAUACAGUGGUGAUGGAUUUACGUGCAAUGGUAAAACAUUAACGCACAACAUGAAUAUAUAGGAGUAGCGACGAUCAUCACCAAAAUCUCCAAAUAAUGCAUAAUAACUUUAUAUUCCUGUAUACUACGUUACUGUAGAUACAAACGAAUGUCUACCAGUUUCACCUUGCCAUGCGAAUGCUGCAUGUAAUAACACUGAAGGAUCUUUCGUCUGUACCUGCGAUUCUGGAUUUAGUGGUGAUGGAUAUACAUGUAAUGGUAAGUAAUGCACAAUUAUGGAACAAUUUCUGUUUAGAUGCGCUAAGAAUUAAGA